This is a messenger RNA of Camellia sinensis, 1600 nucleotides long. Lineage: Eukaryota; Viridiplantae; Streptophyta; Magnoliopsida; Ericales; Theaceae. The record is from RefSeq and is a predicted model, not a curated record.
AAGAUUCACAGUUACAAAACAUUAUUCAAAAUAAAAAGAGUUUACCCAUCCAAAUCCCAAAGCUCUCUUUUUCAACCUUCGGUCACCCUGUCUCUCUGUAAAGCACGCCCACAUGCUCCCCGCUCUCUCUCUCUCUCUCUCUCAUCGUUCCUCUUUUUGGAGUCCAGGGGGCUCAUUACCAGGUCUUAAGUACUGGGUUGCUUUGAUAAUGGCGUAAAAAGCCCUCAAAGCCACCUCUCGCAAUCAAAACCCCUCUCUCUCUAGUAACUACCAUAACUGUCUUUCACGUUCUUCGCUUUCUGGGUCUUCUCUAUCUCUUGAUGUUAUUCAAGUUCUGCUGACAGCUUCAAAGGUCGAAAAUGGGGGAAGAAGAUCAUUGGGGCUUGCCACCAACUGGAGCUCCUUCAUAUUCAGAGAGAGAUGAUCAUUGGAGGCACUUUGAUAACUCAGUCAAUGCUAUUUCAUUUGGGUUUGUUGCCACUGCCAUUCUCAUCUCCAUGUUCCUUGUCAUGGCCAUUUUUGAGAGGUUUCUCAGACCCAACUCGCCGGCUUCUUCGCCCUCCGGCCGGAGGUACAAUGGCGAUUUUGAGUCCCAAAUGGGCUUCAAUGCCAAGCUUCAUUUUCCAUCUCCCAAAAUAUUUACGAAUGCCAGAGAAGUUUCAGUAUUGAUGCCCGGAGAAAAUAUUCCUACUUUUAUUGCCCAUCCAGCACCCAUGCCUUGCUCCCCUGAGCACAUCUCAUGGCCCACCCAUCAGCAUACAUCAUUGCCGGAUAUCUCCCAACACUCCAAUUCAAGCUCAAGCUCAAGCUCGAUCUGAAAUAACUAUGCAUUGAAAUGCCAGCUCACUAGUUUGUACAUCAAAGCUAUUCAGAAUCAUGGACAUUACUCGAGCAAAAAUCACACAUUAAAUAUUGAAGAACUGUAGCAAGGAAGAGGAAUCUGGAAGGUGGCAAUUUUUAAUGCGUAGGUUCUUGAAUCUGUAUAUAUAGCAUUCUGUCAUGAUGGGCAUAUAGAGGAUUCAAUAAUUCAACAUUGAAAAAUCAGGCGAUGAUUUAGCUUGCAUUAAUUUAUAUUUUUCAUAUGUUUCGUGGUUUUCAGAUUUUUAAGAUGCUACUAAGAUUCCUAGAGAUGGAUUCAAUGUCCACGUCAAAUCUGUCUCCUUGUAAAGAAUUGAGUAUAACUGAUGAUGGAUACAGGAGUAAAAAUUGAUGGGUCUUCUUUUGCAUUUUCGGUUGGCGAGUGUAAUUUUUCAGCUUGUUGAGUACAACCACGAGAUGAAUAUUUGUGUCAUGAUGAUUGGAGUAUUCAAUCAACACGAUGAAGAACAUUUUAAAGUCUUGUAUAUUAGCCCACACCAUGAUUGGCAAAGACAACUCUCGCUUUGGUGCGAAGCAAGGACUUCAGGACAGGAGUACUGGUUUUUUUACUGAUCUGAGGUAACAAUCCUAGUACCGAGAAACAACCACUUAGUAGGCAUACUCUCCCAAAAUUUGUGUCCAUUUACCCAAAUUCUUUGGAAGAUAUUUGUAAAUUGCUCCAAGUUAGGUCUCCAAGUUUGGAAGAAAUUAGUACUCUUUUCCUAAGAUGCUCUUUUUUUUU